Caenorhabditis remanei is the source of this 1407-nucleotide messenger RNA. RefSeq lists its product as uncharacterized. The coding region runs from base 1 to 1407 and encodes 468 amino acids. The record is from RefSeq and is a predicted model, not a curated record. Gene Ontology annotation, molecular function: zinc ion binding; sequence-specific DNA binding; DNA-binding transcription factor activity. Lineage: Eukaryota; Metazoa; Nematoda; Chromadorea; Rhabditida; Rhabditidae. The transcript has 13 exons. Gene Ontology annotation, biological process: regulation of DNA-templated transcription.
AUGAUUGACACAUAUUCCCCUGUUCCUAUAUUUCCUGAGGGUAUCAUUCGACCUAUUCCUCAGUUCCCGGGAGCAAUCCCGUCAGUUCUUCAAUUUCCAAUUGCUGUCCCAAGUGUCACUCAACCUCCGCCGCCGCCCGAACCUAGCGCAUCGGUUCCUCCUGAGCCGCAACCAGAAGAUUCUGAAGACCUGGGAAGCUGUAAAAUAUGUUACCACCGAGCAGAUGGUAUUCAUUUCUCAGUGAUGUCAUGCAGAGCGUGUGCCGCUUUUUUCCGUCGAACUGUCAUUUUGAAGUUGUAUUAUUUGUGUAAAGAUAAAGGAAAAUGCAAAGUGGAUAGAUCGCUUCGUAAUUUGUGCCGUAGCUGUAGAUACACGCGAUGCUUAAAUGAAGGGAUGAAAAUAGAACUGGUUCAGUUGCAGAGGGAUUCAAUUGGAAAAAAGAAGAACCAAGGGAGUUCUUCCGUAGAUUCCUUGUUCACCCCGAAUGUGGCCUCAUCUCUCAGUGCUGUUUUCAAAAAAAGCGAUGAAAAAGAGGAGUCAUUGACAGCUUCAUGCACUAUACUAUCUCAAAUGACAAGUGGUUAUGAAUUUUUCCUAAAGUUUCGGAAGUCCACAAAUACUUUGGUGCAGAGCUCUGUCAUCACUCCUACGUGUAAAAUUCCAAAAAUAGAGUUGCACGCAUCUCGUUUUGAUUCUGCAAAGCAAGUGAGCAAAGUGGAAGCGCAUUUAGUGACAGAUAUUGUUAAUACAUAUUUUUCACCAUUCAACACGCUCAAGUUCGAAGACAAAGUAGCUUUGUUCAAAAAUUUCUUUUGCUAUUUUUCUCAUACCGAUCGUGCCUAUCAGUCAUACAAGCAGUUCGAGAACGACAACAUCAAUGAUAAGAUUCUGAUGCCCGAUGGUGGAUUCAUCAAACGUACGGAACUUGGAAGAUUCUAUGAAAAUGCGGAAGGUGUCCACACAACUCCUGAAGACGCUGCAAAAAUUUUCCAACCCGUAUUCAAUUACAUCCUGGACGUUAUUGUGGACUACAUGAGACGAAUUCAUAUAAUUGAGACAGAAUAUUUAGCUCUCCUUGGUUUUUGUUUGUGGGAUGAAGCAGUUCCCGGAUUAUCCAAAGAAGCUCGAAGUCUGGCAGUGCAGACACAAUCGCAGUUGCUUGCAGAGUUGCAAAGUUUCUACUCAUCUCAAGGGAAGGAUUCCACAGAAGUUAUUCAACGUGUUGGAACUCUACUGUUGUUGGUUCCAAAACUAACGAAAUGCGUCAUUAUGCUCCGAGAAAACUCGGUACUUGCCGAACUUUUUAACUACUAUGAAGCAGAUGUUUGCUGUAAAAACUUCAAGGAAGAAGCCUCUGUGGAUUUAGAUUGUACUUCAGGGUGCAUCGCACAUUCGACGAAUGAAUGA